This is a messenger RNA of Prunus armeniaca (apricot), 2307 nucleotides long. The record is from the annotation of a GenBank genome assembly. NCBI's taxonomy places the organism in Eukaryota, Viridiplantae, Streptophyta, Magnoliopsida, Rosales, Rosaceae.
AUGAAAAUGAUCUCCGGGUACACAGCAAACGGAGACCGUCUGCAACAGCUAAAAGCCUUUGACGAGUCCAAAUCUGGUGUCAAGGGGAUCGUCGACAAAGGCAUCACAAAAAUCCCACCAAUUUUCGUUCGGCCGCCGGAAUUUUCUGGCGGCGACAAACCAAGUUCCGGCCAUCGAACUCGAACCCAGUUCAGUGUUCCUGUUGUGGACCUCACCGACACAGUCGGCCGGCGUGCUGACGUGGUUGCCGGAGUUCGGCGUGCCGCAGAGACUGUUGGGUUCUUCCAGGUGGUGAACCAUGGGAUACCCAAGAGAGUGUUGGAUGAGAUGUUGGCGGCGGCGCGUGGGUUCCACGAGCUGCACAGGGAGGUGAAGUCUGAGUACUACAGCAGGGAGCUGCUGAGGAAAGUCAAGUUUGGAAGUAACUUUGAUCUGUAUCAGUCAAGGUUUGCUAAUUGGAGGGACAGUUUGUUUUGUGUCAUGGGUCCUGAGCCUCUUGAUCCUCAAGAAUUGCCUCUAAUUUGCAGAGACAUAACUAUGGAAUACUCUGAAAAUGUUCACAAAUUGGGUGUCACAUUGUUUGAAUUGCUAUCGGAGGCACUUGGGCUCAAACCUGACCACCUUAUUGGGUUGGAUUGUGCAAAGGGGCAUCUUAUUCUUAGUCACUACUAUCCACCGUGCCCUGAGCCUGAACUCACAAUGGGCACCAGCAAACACUCAGAUCCUGACUUUCUCACCAUCCUACUCCAGGACCAAAUUGGUGGCCUCCAAGUUUUGUAUGAGAACCAGUGGAUUGAUGUUCCUCCUGUGCCUGGAGCUCUUGUAGUCAACAUUGGAGAUCUCUUGCAGGCAAGCCCUCUAAUUCCUCUAACAACUAUAUUUAAGAGCGUAGAACAUCAGGUGCUUGCAAACCAUGCAGGGCCAAGAGUGUCCAUUGCCUGCUUUUUAACCCCGCAUCUUCACCCUUCGACAAGGUUGUACGGCCCCAUAAAGGAGUUGUUGUCAGAAGAUCGUCCGCCUGUUUACAAAGAAACCUCACUGAAAGACUUCAUUGCCUACUACGAUAAGAAAGGGCUUGAUGGAAACUCUGCACUAACACAUUUCAAGUGCCAAAGACGAAGACCAAAAAGACAGAAGGAAACGGACAAGUGGGGUUAUGUCUCUGCUGAUAACAUGGUGUCCCCGAAUUCAACAAACCAAGCCCGUCUCCAACAGCUAAAGGACUUUGACGAAUCAAAAGCUGGUGUCAAGGGGAUCGUUGACAAAGGCAUCACAAAAAUCCCAUCAAUUUUUGUCCGGCCACCGGAAUAUUCCGCCUCCGGCGACCCAAGUUCCAGCCAACCAACCCGAACCCAGUUCAGUAUACCUAUCGUGGAUCUCGCUGACACUACCGGCCUGCAUGAUGACGUGGUCGCCGGAGUCCGGCAGGCAGCGGAGACUGUCGGGUUCUUCCAGGUGAUGAACCAUGGGAUACCCAAGAGAGUGUUGGAGGAGAUGUUGGCGGCGGCGCGUGGGUUUCACGAGCUGCUGACGGAGGUGAAGGCUGAGUACUAUAGUAGGGAGCAGAUGAGGAAGGUUAAGUUCAGGAGUAACUUUGAUUUGUAUCAGACAAAGUUUGCUAGUUGGAGGGACAGUUUGUUUUGUGUCAUGGGUCCUGAACCUCUCGAUCCUCAAGAAUUGCCUGACGUUUGCAGAGACGCAACCAUGGAGUACUCAGACCAUGUUCACAAAUUAGGUGUCACAUUGUUUGAAUUGCUAUCUGAGGCACUUGGGCUGAAAUCCGACCACCUUUUAGGCUUGGAUUGUGCAAAGGGGCAUGUAAUUCUUAGCCACUACUAUCCGCCAUGCCCUGAGCCUGAACUGACUAUGGGAACUACCAAACACUCAGAUCCUUCUUUUCUCACCAUACUACUUCAGGACCAAAUUGGUGGCCUCCAGGUUCUGUAUGAAAACCAGUGGGUUGAUGUUCCUCCUGUUCCUGGAGCUCUAGUUGUGAACAUUGGAGAUCUCUUGCAGGCAAGCCCCUUUCUAUGUUUCAGCAUGCUUGUAUCCAACGACAGGUUUAAGAGUGUGGAGCACCAAGUGCUUGCUAACCAUGCAGGUCCAAGAGUAUCUGUUGCUUGUUUUUUCACCCUGAAUUUUUACCCAUCCACAAGGUUGUACGGUCCCAUAAAGGAAUUGUUGUCUGAAGAUCAUCCGCCUCUAUACCGGGAAACCUCACUGCAAAACUUCAGUGCUCACUACGACGGAAAAGGGCUUGAUGGGAACUCUGCACUAACACGUUUCAAGUGGCAGAGGCAACAAUGA